AUGGUCAUCGUGGACAAGUCCGGAGUUCAUCGCCUGGAGGUUCGAUGCUGUGAAUGUCCGAAUGCCAUGAGUCCGGACAUUCAAAUGUUUCGACACAGAUUUUUCCCUGCAUCUUUUAACAGGCCAAAGACUGUCAUGUUUCCACACCUUGUUCCGGACCGAUACAGAGAGCUCAUGAGGGUCGCUCAACAGUGGAGGCAGUUGAAGACAAUGAAAUGGCAUGGCUUCGGCCAUCGUUCUGAUAACCCGAGCACAGGAGAACUUGCAUUAUUUUGCCCGGCAUGUCCUCAGCCUGGGAUUAAUGUGCUGUUGUCAGAGGAUGAAUCUCUUGAUGAGGAUCCAAGCUGGAAAUACACCCGGUCAUUUGUGAUGGAUGGAAAUUUCAAAGCCGAACAUCUGCAUCCCAUUAAGCCAUUCGAUGAAGUUUGGCUGUCCGAUGGACUUGGAUUCAUGGUAGGAAAUGACAGGUAUAAAAUGCACCUGGCAGAGGCUGCUGACACAGUGGAAAAAUCAAGCUGCAACAAUCACCGGGCAGUAAAUCAAGCUAAUGCUGCUAGGCACAAGCUGGAGUCCACCGGUAUCGGGGGAGUUGCCUGUGCCAGACACGGUUGCUUUGUCCCUCACUCCAUGGUGGAUUUUCAGAAAGGCGAAAGGCAAGCCACAUCCACCAUUCCCCAUUCACGAGUUAACCAUGGGGGGUCACUUGCAGACAAAUGA
Messenger RNA from Suillus fuscotomentosus, 717 nucleotides. RefSeq lists its product as uncharacterized. The record is from RefSeq and is a predicted model, not a curated record. The transcript has 4 exons. The coding region runs from base 1 to 717 and encodes 238 amino acids. NCBI's taxonomy places the organism in Eukaryota, Fungi, Basidiomycota, Agaricomycetes, Boletales, Suillaceae.